AUGUCUGUUUUUAUUAUUAAAUUACACUUUGAUAAACAGGCUGAUGAAAUAGAAAAAUUGUCAAUUUCUGAAAUUAAUACAAGUACUGGAAAUUCUAGACAAGGAGGUAAAUCUAGAGAUUCAGUAUGUAAUUAUUUUAAUGCAACAGAAAUUACACAUGAUCCUCACCUGUCAGCACAAAAUCUACAUUCUUAUUCUGACAGUGAUAGAAUAGAUGCACAAAAAUUUCAAGAGCAAAUCAAGAAAUGUGGUUAUGAACCUCCAAAACAUACCAUCUUGUCUAAUCAUCUGUUAGAUUUUGAGAUUGCCAAUAUAGACCUUAAAGAUAGAAAAAGAGCCAUACCAUACCAAUAUAAACUCAUAGAAGAAAUAGAAAAAUUAAACUUCAUUGACAUAUAUGAUAUCUGUAAUGGAAUAAAAUCACCAACUUAUAAGAGUAGAAGAGACGCCUCAAGAAUUGGUCUUCGUUGGAUAUCCAAUAACUUGAUCAGUGGUCUUUUGUAUUACAGAAAUAUCCUACGCAACC
This is a messenger RNA of Entrophospora candida, 526 nucleotides long. The record is from the annotation of a GenBank genome assembly. Lineage: Eukaryota; Fungi; Glomeromycota; Glomeromycetes; Entrophosporales; Entrophosporaceae.